Molecule: messenger RNA, 1344 nt
Organism: Miscanthus lutarioriparius
Lineage: Eukaryota; Viridiplantae; Streptophyta; Magnoliopsida; Poales; Poaceae
Source: the annotation of a GenBank genome assembly
AUGGACGAGCGGCUGCCGCUGCCGAACGUCUUCGGGCUGCUCCUCGACACCAAUGAUCAGGACCAGUGGCCUCCUGAGGCGACCCUCCUCAUCGCGGCAUACGACGGCAACGUCCGCCGCCUCAAGGAGAUAGCGAGGGGCCUGGACGUCAACGGGAGGGGGGUCAACUCGGUGCUACGUCGCACAACCUUCAAGGGCAUGGACGCCCUCCACGCCGCGGCUGGUGGGAAGGGCAAGCUACCAAUCUGCCGAUACCUCGUCGAGGAGGCCAAGAUGGACGUCAACAAGCGUGACACCUUUAAAGGUAAGAGCAUGACACCACUACAGCAUGCUGUGUUCAGUGGGAACCUCCCUAUCGUGAGGUUUCUUCUUGAUCAUGGUGCUGAUCUCCAUCAAGAAGGCAGUCUAGGAGGUCAUGACAGAUGCACUGCUCUUCAUACAGCUGCAGAGAAAGGACGGUGUGAAAUAGCAAAACUUCUGCUUUCUAGGGGAGCUUACGUUGAUGGCAAAUCAUGCCAUAUGACACCACUACAGCUUGCGGUUCAUGGAGGGCAUGAUAGUACUCUGAAGAUUUUGUUGGACCACAAUGCAGAUCCCAACAAGGAAGUAAAUCUGUCAACACCUUUGACCAUAGCAUUGCGCACUCCUUCCUUGUCUUGUCUGAAGCUAUUGAUUCAGGCUGGAGCUGAAGUGAAUGGCAUUGGUAAUCCUUUGGCAAGGGCUGCGCAGGAAGGCUUAACCGAAGCUAUCAAGUGCUUGUUUGAGGCUGGUGCAAACCCCAACACUACUGACUGGUAUGGUAGAUUUCCAAUAGAGUUGGCUGCCGUGUAUGGUACAAGGGAAGAUGUUGAGAUUCUGUUUCCUUGCACUUCCCCAAUUCCAACUGUGACAAACUGGAGCAUUGAUGGAAUAAUCAAUCAUAUGGAACUGGAAAGAAAGCAACGAGAGGAUGAUGAUUUUGUUGAAGCAAGGAAGUCUGAUCUGAAAAGACAGGGUGGUGAUGCAUUUAAAAAGAAAGAUUAUAUAAAUUCCUCAGCAUUCUACACACAGGCAGUGAAGGUAGAUCCUUAUGAUGCUGGAUUGUUCUCAAGCAGGAGUCUUUGCUGGCUCCGCACAGGUGAUGGGAAAAGGGCUUUGCAAGAUGCAGUUAGAUGCAAAAUGCUGAGUCCAAAGUGGGCAAAGGCCUACCACCGCCAAGGACAAGCUCUGAUCCUUCUAAAGGAGUAUGAAAAAGCUUGUGACACACUCUCUGAAGGCUUAGAACUGGACCCUAUGUCUGAUGAGCUCGAUAAAUUAUAUUGGGAGGCAAUGGAACUGAAGAAUGGCAGCACUGGAGCAGCUUAG